Messenger RNA from Aricia agestis (brown argus), 1094 nucleotides. Its product is annotated as ras-like protein family member 10B. NCBI's taxonomy places the organism in Eukaryota, Metazoa, Arthropoda, Insecta, Lepidoptera, Lycaenidae. The coding region runs from base 20 to 868 and encodes 282 amino acids. Gene Ontology annotation, molecular function: GTP binding; GTPase activity. The record is from RefSeq and is a predicted model, not a curated record. The transcript is spliced from 3 exons.
GACCUAGCACUGUGCAAAAAUGAAUAGGUUUCAAGACAAACGUGACAAGGAGGAGGAUUCCUCUAAACUCAACUGCACGAGACGACAUAAUAUUAUGGAGCUGGACCUGGACUACCUGGAGCGCGGGGGCGCCAGCUCGCUGACGGUGGGCGCCCCCAGUGUGGAGCCCAGCCCCGACAGCCUCGACCUCAUCAAGGUCGUGCUGCUCGGCGCUCCGGCUGUCGGCAAGACGAGUAUUAUACAGCAAUUCGUGUGGAGCGACUUCUCGGAGGAGUACGUGCCGACGGACCGGAAGCACACCUUCUACCCCUCCGUUAUCAUCAACGAGCACCUUUACGAGGUGAAGAUAACGGACGUGCCCGUCAUACCCUACUUCCCCAUCAACUCCUACUACGAGUGGGCGCACUACCGGUUCUACGGGCUGCGGAACGCAACAGCGUAUAUCCUCGUCUUCGAUCUAUCCAACGUCGAAACCUUCCAAUACAUCAGAGCGCUACGAGAGCAGAUGGUAGAGAGUCGAGACAUGAGGAACGUUCCAGUGCUAGUGGUUGGGAACAAGCAGGAUCUUCUCUGCAGCAACGUACCCUCAGGAACGACGGGGCUGCAGCAGCUAGCCAUGGCGGAAAGCGCGUGCGUCGAUUCGCGCGAAAAGAGACGGAACAUAGUGAACCUAGUGCGCAAACAUUGGAAGUGCGGUUACGUGGAGUGUUCAGCGAAAUACAACUGGCGGGUCAUAGCGGUGUUCAAAGAGCUGAUGGAGAUGAUAGAUGCCCUGGAGUGGACGUCAGCGGGGAGGGGUUUAGACCCAGUUCCAGAGUUUUCGAUAGGGGGAGGGCCGUCAGAGAACAGCCGCUGUGCGAUUGCUUAGCACCUUUCUAACAUCAAGAUGGUGUUUCGGUCGCUCAGCUUGCCGCUGGCCCGCAUGUUCGACAAAUAAAAGACUUGAUAACGUGUUCAUUGUUUUUGGUGAUAAGCUUCAUAGUCCGAACUGUUGUAUCAUCAGAGAAAUUGAUUCAUAGGCAGCUAUGGCGGAUUUAUUUAGACCACGAAUUGACUUGGCAUGUCUGUGUCGUCUUGUCGUGGUCUGUAGGUUG